This is a messenger RNA of Pelodiscus sinensis (Chinese soft-shelled turtle), 1817 nucleotides long. RefSeq names its product glypican-5-like. Gene Ontology annotation, biological process: cell migration; positive regulation of canonical Wnt signaling pathway; regulation of protein localization to membrane. Gene Ontology annotation, cellular component: extracellular region; plasma membrane; cell surface. Lineage: Eukaryota; Metazoa; Chordata; Testudines; Trionychidae. The record is from RefSeq and is a predicted model, not a curated record.
CGGUCCCCUCAAGCUGGUUCCCGACGUGCCCAUUGCAGAAUCGGAUUUGCAGAUUUGUCAACACAGAGCACCAACCUGUUGCACGAAAAAGAUGGAAGAAAGUUACCAGACAGCUGUUCGGAGAGAAAGGACUCAGACCAUCCAGGCCUUGAACUUUGAAUUGAAAUAUAUGAUAGUUGGUCAUAUCACAGCUUUUCAAGAGGCCUUUGAGUCAUUGCUUCGCUUUGCAGAGAAUCACACAACAACCCUGUUUGAGAGUGCUUACAGAGCCAUGGCAAAAGAAGCUGCAGAGCCCAUCAAAGAACUUUUUACAGACCUCUCUCUAUAUAUUUUGGGUGCUGAGACUACAGUGGAAAAUGCAGUUUUACGUUUCUUCGACAGUCUCUUUCCUUUGGUUUACAGUCGGCUAAUAAACCCUGGAAUGACAGAUUUAUCAGAGGAAUACACUGAAUGUCUACGACUAACAAGACAAGACAUAAAUCCCUUUGGACGUUAUUCUAAAGAAGUGGUUACAGAGCUGUCAAAAUCUCUUUGGGCAAGUAGGAAGCUAAACCAGGCCCUCAAUAUGGGCAUUGAGGUGAUAAACACGACUGAACAUGCUGCUCUUACAAAGGAAUGUAGUAAAGCGCUAGUGAAGAUGCAGUACUGUCCACAUUGCCAAGGUCUGACACUAAUCAGACCUUGUGUGGGAUAUUGUCUAAAUGUAAUGCGGGGCUGUUUGGCCAGUGUGUCAGAGCUGGAUAUUCAAUGGAGGGAGUAUAUUUCCACACUGGAAUAUCUGACUAAUGAAAUGGCUGGGUCACAUGAUCUGGAACUUGCACUUCUAGGAAUCAGGAAUUUAAUCAAUGAAGCCAUCCUUCAUGCACAACUGAAUGGGCCACAACUCUCUGCCACAGUUGAUAAAGUGUGUGGCCAGCCCCAAGAAAGAGAAGGAAAACCUUCGGCAGAUAAUAUAGUGCAAGCAAAGGAUGUGUUUGAUACACAGGCUCUCACGAUGGCUCACUCUGCUAAUCUAAACAAUAAAAGGAGUUCUCUGCCACUGAAAGCUUCAAAGAAUGACAAAUCCAGAAGUUUGAAAAAAAUCUCUCGAGAGUUCAUCAACUACAUGAAACGAUCCCGAACCUUUUAUGCCUCUGUAGCAGAAAGGCUGUGCGAUGGGGACUUGGUGAUGCGUGACAGCUCGACUUGCUGGAAUGGAGAGGAUGUUGUGGAAAGUUAUACCAGCAGAGUUGUUUCCAAUGGACUGAAGGCACAAAUUAACAAUCCAGAAUUAAAAGUCAAAGGAUUAGACCCUCUCAUCAGCCAUUUAAUUGACAAACUUCAUCAUUUUAACCAGCUGGAUACUGAGAAGACAAAAUUGAAGUCGGAACGAUGGGCUUCCAGGGAGAGUGGCAGUGGAGGUGGGAGAAGUGAAGCAAUGGAAUCAAGCGGGGACUGUGACGAUGAGGAUGGAUGUCAAGGAUCUGGUGACAGAAUUCACACAACAGAUGUACUCACAAAAAAGAAGGCGUAUCCGGAAGAUAGGAGUGAACCAAAACCAACUGUGAAAAAGAUUGACACUACAGCUACUACAACCAUAGUCAAGUCAUCUUCUAAACAUGAUACUGCAGAAAAUGUGGGCAAUCUAGCCUCAAGUUCUUUGCUUUUCAUUGUAACAGCACUGGCGAUUUUGUGGCACUCUCUGUCAUAGUAACAUUGUAUUGCAACAAUUGUCCAAGAAUUUCUGUCCCUUGUCAUUUAUGCCUACAGCCUUACCCAGUGGAAAACAAAGGGAAAUGGCUCUCUAAUGUUAUAUGGUAUGUUAGAACGAAUGUUUU